GGGAUGUUGAAGUCGCUCCACCAGCUUCAGGAGGAGAACCGGAGGUUGGAGGAGCAGAUCAAAACUCUGACUAUGAAGAAAGAGAGACUGCAGCUUCUCAGCGCUCAGUUAUCAGUGCCUUUCACUCCCACCACAGCCUGCUCUGAUGUGAAAGGAGCCCAGCUUGGAGCCACCGACUCAUCAUUACCUGUUGCAGCUCAGGAUAGUACUUCUUGUGGUGGCCACAGCAGUAGUGGCUCCACCUCCUCCCUCUCCACGCCUCCCUCCGUCUCCCAUAGCCCACCCCAGCCGCAGCUCAAUGGACUCGCCAAUGUGGGGGCAACCCCGGCCGGGCUGGGCGUGGUAGCUGGGCUGAUGGGUGCAAUCGGCACGGGCAGCUCUCUGGGCAUUGGGGGAAUCGUUGGUGCGCUGAACGGGGUCAUCCAGACACCAGCGGGCACCGGCAGCCCUCACCAACACACUAGUGGAGCAGCUACGGGCGUCACGUUGCCGGUCAACAACAGCAGCUCAACAACUAGUAAGAACAGUGCCGCACGGCUUGGUCUGUUGUCUGAGCAGCACAGACUCCUCCUCCAGCAGCAUCAGCUCCAGCAGCUGCUGUCCUCGCAGCCUUCAGCGGAGCAUCAGCAGGUGUUGCUCUACCAACUGAUGCAGCAGCAGCAGGACCUCCAGCAGCUGCAGACCCUCUCCUCCUCGUCGCAGAUUCCCUCCAUCCCGCUCUCCUCCGCUCAGCUUCCUAUGAACAACCUGAUGCCCGGCGCCCAGAACCAGAGCCAAGGCGCCAUCACAGCCAACCCCUUCCUGGCGCUGCAGCACGCACACACUGACACGCACCCCUCGGGGGCCCAGAAGCCGCGGCUCGCUGAAAAGGCCGUGGGCAUUGCAGGGCAGGAGAAGACAUGACGGCAGAUGUUCUUUUGUUUUUUUCCUUUAAAUAAAUAUGCAGAGUUUUGGGGAGAUCAGCCUGUUGGUCAACUUUGUUGUUCGACUAGAACACUGGCAGAAGAAGCUGUGUCCGGGUAGAUUAUUCUUUAGAACGGUCUGUGCUAACAUGUUAACACACACUGUGGUGAUUGAUAACUGAAGACAAAAGUAAGAAUUACAUUUUUUGUCUUUUUCUUUCACCAACUCUUUAUUUUUGCAGCUUUUGUCAGGUAUUUACACAUAAUUUUGUGUAAAUUUGUUUUAUUUAUUUCCAUCCAGUCUUAGAUUUCUUAGUUUGUUCUGUAGCGCUGCUUCAGGUUUUAAUUUUUACUGCUGAGAUAAGUUAGUUUGUGUUAUAAGUGUCACCGCAGCACAGGGUGAUAUGUGUUCUCUCCCCAACAGGUGAGGUGUCAGAUGUGCUUCCACGAAACAUUACCUUUAAUUAUUUCUCUCUAACAUUUUCUUCACUUUUCGUCAUUUCUUUUUCUCGUUGCUUCGUGUCUCCCGUGUGGUGUCACUACUAUUUCACUCUCAGGGGCCUCAGCUAACCAGAGUCGUGCAGUCAGCACACAAGCUAGCACACACAGAACUACAAAUAUAAAAAAAAGAUAGCAGAAAUGCAUUAAUAUUUAAAACAAAAAAAACUACAAGUCCCUACCACAAAGACUUAAAAGUGCAGAUGUAUGUUUGACAUCUGUCUCACAGCGAGUCCCUUGGGGAAUAUUUGGUGAGAGGCUCCUGGCAAAAAAAGAAAUCCUACAUGUUCUUGCCACUGCCUCUCUCUCCCCGUGUGUUUCCCUCCGUUUGUGUAGAUCCAUUAAUGUCAGUGAGCCAAGUCUCGUACGGUCACCACAGAAGCCUUGCUUUUCACUGUCUCCUCUCUGGGCCAGAAACAGGGGGCUCACUCAGGGAAAUGAAAUGGAAGAAAAGAAGAAUACAGCAAGUUGAAUGUUAAAGAGGGAAACUUGAACCCGCACAGCACACGCUCUCAAAGAAACGAUCCAGUUGGUUGUCAGCACAUGGAAAGUCGUCACAUUUCAUCCCCCUGAUUGAGCCCCCUGCUGCACCUACCUCUCAAGCAGGACCAGCCUAUCAGGACCUAAAAUAUGAGGCCGAUGUUAGCGGCCGCCUCACGACCUCGCAGCAGUCAGGACUGGCCAAUCAGGGUCCAAGCCCAAGUGCCUGAGGCCAAGGUGGGAUUUAUCUCCCCCCUUUCUUUUUACCUGAGUCCCUGUCGCUCAGCCCAAAUCUUCAAUAACCCUUUCUGGCAAUUAAGCUGCGUUGCUUUGCAACAGAUUACAGAAACACUCAGUGGCGUCUUUUUAAUGAAACCAGAAACACUGAUGAUUCUGCUGCAUUCUCUUCUAUCAAAGCCAACUUGUAUUGUGCUUUUUAUUUAUUUGGAGUUUGUUUGUGUAAUGGGCGUAAGAUGAAAUAUUUUAAAAGCCCGCUGGUGUUGCAAUUUAACAUCAUUUUGUACUACUGUGUAUAGUUUUGUCUUCUGUUUGUUUGAGAUUUUCUCCGUACAGUCAGAUGUUGCUGUAAACCCUUUUUAUUGACUUUUUUUGUGUCAUGUGUUUUAAAGCUAGAAGUUACUUGAUAGCUGGCUGAUGGGAACGAGGGGGUGCGGUUGUACAUAGUGGUUUGUUUGGGUGGGAUCGGGUGGGUGGAAACGUGUCAGGGGUUGGGGGAAGUUCAGUGGCACAGUUUUUACCUCGUUAAGUGUACAUAGAACCUUUCUCAUUGGCCUUUGAUGUGUACAUAUGUGAUUGUGAUUGGCCGCGCUGGUGUGAAGGAAAGCCAAUGAAGCCUCAGUUUGUGUGUGUGGAUCUUUAGGACCAGACAAAAAAAAUAAGGUUGACAGUGACUGGACACACAAAGUAUUAAUUUAUUUUUAUAUGUGCAGGGACAUUGUGUUUUUUUUUCUUUUCUUUUUUUCUUUUUGCACCAUUUUAUUGAUGAGAAAUUCAUUUUAUACUCUGGGCACCGUGUUUUCAUCUGUGCGCACAUUUGUUUUGAUCAGUUUUGUACAAGUGGAAGAUAAAAAGAAAAAUCAGGGGGUGGGGGGGGUGACAUUGUAUUUCAAAAUACCAAAAUAAACACUCUGGAUAAAGUAA
Molecule: messenger RNA, 3041 nt
Organism: Paralichthys olivaceus (Japanese flounder)
Lineage: Eukaryota; Metazoa; Chordata; Actinopteri; Pleuronectiformes; Paralichthyidae
Source: RefSeq, a predicted model, not a curated record